Acanthochromis polyacanthus (spiny chromis) is the source of this 4943-nucleotide messenger RNA. RefSeq names its product gap junction alpha-5 protein-like. Gene Ontology annotation, biological process: cell communication. The coding region runs from base 988 to 2166 and encodes 392 amino acids. The transcript has 7 exons. The record is from RefSeq and is a predicted model, not a curated record. Gene Ontology annotation, cellular component: connexin complex. NCBI's taxonomy places the organism in Eukaryota, Metazoa, Chordata, Actinopteri, Pomacentridae.
AGAGAGGCAGAGAGGGAGAGGCUGAUAUAAACUACCGACUCACAUGAUUCUGUCAGUUCAGACCUCUGGACACAAACCGCCGCUUCAGUCUGCUGCUGCACAGAAUCUACUCACACAUCUGUCUUAGAGUCGAGUUUAAUCAGCUUCAGAGCAACUCAGGCUGAGCUGAGACUAUCUAUCACAGGUGGAGAGUGACGAGGACACACCACAGACAUCUGGAAAACAUCUGGACUGAUAACUGCUGUUAAUCUGUGAGGAACAAAAACCUCGACAGCACAAGAAGGAAUCCAUCAGUUUAACUUCUUGCAAAGGAUUUUCCUGCUUCUAUAUCGUAAAUCAGGUGGAUUUCGUAAUUGCAGAUCGACUUCUGACAGAUUCAUCAAGUUGAAGCUUCUGUUGGACUUUGUAAAACCUUCUGUUGGAGUUUGUAGAAACUUCUCUUGGACUUUAUUGAAACUUUUGUUGGACUUCUUUGAAACUUCUGUUCGAGUCUGUGGAAACUUCUGUUGGACUUUAUUAAAACUUCUGUUGGACUUUGUAGAAACUUCUGUUCAAGUUUGUAAAAACUUCUAUUGGACUUUAUAGAAACUUCUGUCUGACUUUUAGAAAUUUCUGUUUGACUUUAUAGAAACUUCUGCUGGAUUUUGUAGAAACUUCUGUUGGAGUGCGUUGAAACUUCCGUUAGACUUCAUAGAAACUUCUGUUGGAGUUCGUUGAAACUUCCGUUAGACUUCAUAGAAACUUCUGUUGGAGUUCGUUGAAACUUCCGUUAGACUUCAUAGAAACUUCUGUUGCACUUUGUAGAAACUUCUGCUUGAGUUUGUAAAAACUUCUAUUCUACUGUAUCGAAAAUUCUGUUUGACUUUAUAGAAACUUCUGUUGAAGUUUGUAGAAACUUCUGUUGGACUUCGUAGAAACUUCUCUUGGACUUUGUAGAAAUUUCUGCUGAGUCUUCUGAAGCUUCCUCUGAUCUGAUCUGUAACCAUCAUGGCCGACUGGAGUCUGCUGGGAAACUUCCUCGAAGAGGUCCAGGAACACUCAACUUCUGUUGGCAAAGUAUGGCUGACCAUCCUGUUUAUCUUCCGGAUCCUGGUUCUCGGUACGGCAGCCGAGUCUUCGUGGGGCGACGAACAGGAAGAUUUUAACUGCGACACCGAACAGCCAGGCUGUGAGAACGUUUGCUACGACCGAGCAUUUCCCAUCGCACAUAUAAGAUACUGGGUCCUCCAGAUCGUGUUUGUGUCAACGCCCAGUCUGAUCUACAUGGGUCACGCCAUGCACACCGUUAGGAGGGAGGAGAAGAGGAGGAGUCGGGAGGAAGAGGAGGGAGAGAGGGAGGAAGAUCCAGGGGGAGGAGAUGGAGGAGGAGGAGGGGAGGAACGAGGGAGGAAGGGGGAGAAAGAUGGAGGGAAGGAAAAGAGCGACGGACCGUCGGCCGGUCGGGUUCGUCUGAGAGGAGCUCUGCUGCAGACGUACAUCCUCAGUAUAUUAAUACGCAGCGUCAUGGAGGUGGUGUUUCUGUGUCUCCAGUAUUUCCUCUAUGGGAUCUUCCUCCAUCCUCUUUACGUCUGCAAGGCCUGGCCUUGUCCACAUCCAGUCAACUGCUACGUCUCCAGACCCACGGAGAAAAAUGUCUUCAUCGUCUUUAUGUUGGCUGUUUCUGCCGUUUCUCUGGUCCUCAGUGUUCUGGAGCUGCAUCACCUGGCCUGGAGACACUGCUGCAGGCGAAUCUUCUUCCCCCCGAAGCUCGUCUCUCCCUCUAAGUCCUCUUUAACUCGUCAGCUCUCUUUAUCGCCUCCGCCGCCCUCGACGCCUCCUCCAGACUUCAACCAGUGCGUCAGUGGCUCCUCCCACUUCCUGCCGCUGCCGUUCCCCAACCACCGACUGGCCAACCAGCAGAACUCGGAGAACAUGGCCACCGAGAAGAACAAGAUGGUGGACGAGGUGACGUUCCUCCAGAUGAGCUGCUACUCGGCCGGGUGGCAGAAGAGCAGCGACACUCCGAUCCAAGACGGCGGCUACCUGAGGACGGACACUUCCUGUUACAGUCCAGAGAGCUGCAACCAGAUCCACCAUGGAGAUGGACUGAUGCUGAAGGACAAACGGAGAUUCAGCAAAACCAGCGGAACGAGCAGCCGAACCAGAGCGGAUGACCUUUCAGUUUAGAUUCAACUGAUGUUAGAGUAAACUCAGAUUAUCGUGCAAAAUAGAAAACAUAGUCGACACAUUUAGGAUAAUUCUGUCUGGGUUUCUGUUUGACAUGAAACUCCACACUGUGACUUCAUUUAUAAAUGGCAAGUGUAAAACAAAAGUGAGAACAUCCCUGUGCAAUAUAACUUAAUAUUAAAUAUGUAAAUUUAAUCACCUGCCAGUAGCUGCAUGAUUUCUAGGUUGAACAGCAGGGUGGUUCCCCUUAUUAACAAUCAAAAACAAAGAGUUUAGAAAGAUUAUAUCGAAAAUUCAGGCCCAAAAGUAGAAACUUAAUGAAUCCAGCUGUGAUUUCAAUCAGUCUAACUGCAUAAACAUGGUUAUAAAAUGAGCUGUGGACAGCAGAACUUUCAGUUUUAUGGACUGUGCCUGUCUUUGUCUGCAUCAUGGCUGCAUUUGGAAAAGAACUGAACACAGGAAGUGAAAAAUCCGACUGUGAGGCUUCACAAAGAUCAGGAAAAGAUCCAACCAAACUUGUCAGGACUAUCACAGUGAAUGUGAAGCAUGGAGGUGGAAGUAUGAUGAUAUGGAGCUCCAUGAGUGCAAAUGGUAAUCCAAGAAGAUCAGUGAGCAACUAAAAAUCAAUGAAACAGAGUCAACAGUCAUCAUGAGGUCUAGAAGGAGUCAUAGUUCCACUAAUCAGGAGGUCUAGAAGGAACCAUAGUUCCACUAAUUAGGAGGUCUAGAAGGAGUCAUAGUUCCACUAAUUAGGAGGUCUAGAAGGAGUCAUAGUUCCACCAAUCAGGAGGUCUAGAAGGAGUCAUAGUACCACUUAUCAGGAGGUCUAGAAGGAUUCAUAGCACCACUAAUCAGAAGGUCCAGAAGGAGUCAUAGUUCCACUAAUCAGAAGGUCCAGAAGGAGUCAUAGUUCCACUAAUCAGAAGGUCCAGAAGGAGUCAUAGUUCCACUAAUCAGAAGGUCAGUUCCACUAAUCAGAGCUCCGAAAAUGACUCUACAGACAGUGAACUACUUUCUCCAUCCAGCUGUAAAAACAGACAUCAGCUGCUUCAGACUUGGUUCAGGGGUUCUCCAUGGAAAGUUAGUGUGAAGCUCAGACAGUGAGAAGGAACCUUCAGAACAUCAACCUCUAUGGACGGAGGACCGGAACUAAACCUGGGUGCUGCUCAGAACUAAACUUCCAGAUGAAAGUUUGCUGAAGAACAUGAGAAGAAGCCUGAUGGAUGCUGGAGAACAUUCUCUGGUCAGAUGGAGAUAAAUGAGUUGGGAUCAGAUGAAGUCCAGAUCUUUGGUGUGAACCUGACCAGGACUACCACAGUGGAUGCAUGGUCCUGACAGUGGAGCAUGGAGGUGGAAGUGUGAUGAUAUGGAGCUGCAUGAGUGCAAAAGGUGUUGAUGGCAUUUCUAGAUGCAGCUUGAAUGUCUGAGGAUAAACCAGAAUCCUGUCAUACCAAAUGAGUCAAAGUCUGCAGAAGCUAGAAGAAGAGGAAUAUUCCAGAUGGAGAACAUCCAAAGAACAACAUCACACCAGAACAAAGUGGCACUAUGACCUGGAAAGGAAUAUGUCAUCUCCAAUGCUAAGGAGGGUUAAGUGUCAUCAAAAAUAAAGAUGGACAUACAAAGAACUGAAGAAAUUAAAGAUAUUAAUCUCAGAAAUCACUUUUGUUCCAUUGGGUUUCUACUGUGUGGCCUGAAUCUUUAAUGUAGUAAAACUAAACUUUUAGUUUUACAUCAGAGUAAAUAUCUGAUGUUUAUUUUAAGUAGAGCAAUUACUGCAGCAUGAGCAGGAAGAAUAAUUACACUGUCAACACAUCCUCAUGACCUUUAAUAGACUGUGAAGCUUCCAAUAAACACUGACUUUUGUUUAGUUGUUUUCAUCUGGAGCAUCAUGAACUCUUCAUGGAUGCCUCCAAGGUUUUUCCGCCAAUCUCAUGACAUGUGCAGCUCCAGUUAUUACUCCUUUUAGCUUCGGCAAACCAGUCAUUGCUUCAACAACACCAGAUUUGAAAUUAAACCUGCAGCAUAAGGGCUUAACAUUCAUUUAUAUGUGAAAUUCCCACAUGUAAAUCCUAAAUUUAGCUUUUUACUGGUCAUCAUCUCAGUUAAAGGUAACUUUACAUCACUUUUAUUGAUCUUUUUGGAUAAUUAAGAUGUUCAAAGAGUUUAAACUGCUUAAUUCUCACUUUUUUAUUUAGUGUUUGAAAUUACCUAAUGGAAUCACUGAAGUCUGGAACUUUUUGACUCCUAAAGCAGCUUAAGUUUUACCUGUGUACUUCACAAUGACUGAUUUACUGUCUGAACUUGGACUCUUCCUGACUGGUUUUAUCCUCUUUAAGUCUUGUUUGUUGUCAUUUUUACUCUCUAUUCAUCGGUCCAACUUGCUUUGGGCUUAUUAGAUCUGUAACAGCAGCCGCUACAGAUAUUUUUCCAACUCUUUAGACUGCAUCUUCACACCAGCAUGAUUUUUAACCAUUUUUCACUUUUAAAAGAUUCUCAAAUCUCAAACUGGUGGAUUUCUACUGCAAAUGUAUUAUGUUAAUUACUGCUGUGAACACAUCUGGACUGAAGCACAGGUGAACACAGUCUCUGAAAUACUCUGUAGAUUGUGUGUGCUGUUAUCAGAUUUUCCAUUAGUAUAAUGCUAUUACAAAAAAAUACACAUAUUAUUAGGUCAUUUCUACUAUGAAUGACCAUUUUAAAUUGUUUGAUAUUUAUGAUUCCUCUUGAGUAAUGUGAAAUGUUUGAAAUAAUUUGCAAAUAAAUUUAUGCAAAAUGAA